GGGUGCGGAGAACGAGUAGAUCUAGUCGCACUACAUCCGGGAUCGCUGCCUGUCUUAAAGCUUGGUCGUACAACUAACUGUAGGAUUGAGUUCGUCCCCGCACUUCACAUGCGCACUUCCGGUGAUGAUGACUUAGGUGGUCAAAAGUAUAAUCUCAGUUAUUAUUCCAUUGGAUUUCUUUGCUUCACGCAUCGAUUCCGUUAGAGUUCCCCUAUUCCAAUACUAAAGUCUUGAGAGAACGUGUUGUGACCGACAAUAUGGCCCCUCAGCCGAGACUAGAAGGCAAGGUGGCUAUCGUCACAGGCGGAGCUUCGGGGUUCGGCAAGGGGAUUGCAACUAAGUUCGUCGAGGAGGGUGCCCAAGUCCUCAUUGCAGACCUCGCCGAAGAAGCUGGUAGAAGUGCGGCAAAGGAGUUAGGAUGCGCGUCCACCGUCGCAGAUGUGACCAAGCGCGAGGAUUGGGAGCGAUUACUGAAAGAGGCCGUUGACAAGUUCGGCAAACUCGACAUUGUCAUCAACAAUGCAGGUGCUGCUUACAACAACAAAGCCACUGAAGACGUCACGGAGAAAGACUUCGACCUUGUCAUGACCGUCAACGUCAAAUCUGUGUACCUGUCUACGAGUGUGAUCGUACCUUAUUUCGUGGAAAAGAAGAUCGCAGGGUGCUUCGUCCAGAUUGCGUCCACAGCAGGAGUGCGACCCCGCCCACGGCUCACUUGGUAUAAUGCAUCUAAAGCAGCCGUGAUCAAUGCUACAAAGGGCAUGGCUGUUGAGUAUGCUCCGCAUUCGAUCCGGUUCAACUCAGUAUCCCCUGUCAUUGGAAGUACUGGUAUGACACAUCUCUUUAUAGGCAAGCCGGACACCCCUGAGAAUCGUAAAGCCUUUGAGUCUGUCGUACCGCUCGGCCGAGGCUCUACUCCAGCUGAUGUUGCCAACGCAUGUUGCUAUCUUGCUAGCAACGAGGCAGAAUUUAUCACUGGUAUUAACCUUGAGGUAUGCGGUGGUCGCUGUGUGUAGGCGUGUUGGAUUGGUAUCAUCGACGGCACGAGCCAGGUUAACUUGGUCAUAUCUGCAACCUGACGGGAUAAUAUGUUUGAAUGUCAAAUAUUAUGAGCUUAUGGGAUUGCUAGGUACCUUAAUACUGACUCGGCUUUCAUCCAA
Messenger RNA from Xylaria bambusicola, 1160 nucleotides. RefSeq names its product 3-oxoacyl-reductase. Lineage: Eukaryota; Fungi; Ascomycota; Sordariomycetes; Xylariales; Xylariaceae. The coding region runs from base 258 to 1016 and encodes 252 amino acids. The transcript is spliced from 3 exons. The record is from RefSeq and is a predicted model, not a curated record.